AUGGCGAGCUCGGAUUUCGAAGAGAUUGUCAAGAGGUGCUUGGAUGCUCGAAGCUCGAAGCCAGGGAAGCCAGUUGCGUUUGAGGAGCAGGAAAUCAAGGCUCUAUGCCUUCAGGUCCGGAGCAUUUUCCUCUCGCAAAGCCCCUUUUUGGAGCUGGAGGCGCCUAUGAACAUCUGCGGGGACGUUCAUGGGCAGUUUCACGACCUGCUUCGAAUGUUCGAGUAUGGAGGGUUUCCGCCCAAUAGCAACUAUCUUUUUCUUGGCGACUACGUGGAUCGAGGUAAGCAAAGCCUUGAAACAAUCGUGCUCCUCUUUACAUACAAGGCCCUACAUCCAGAAAACUUUUUCUUGCUUCGUGGCAACCAUGAGAGCGCGUCGAUUACGCGCAUCUAUGGGUUUUAUGAUGAAUGCAAGCGACGCUUCAACAUCAAGCUUUGGAAGAGUUUCUGCGACGUAUUUAAUUGCCUGCCAGUUAGUGCCCUGGUCGAUGAGAAAGUCAUGUGCAUGCACGGGGGCCUUUCGCCCGAGCUCCAGCACUUCGAUCAGAUUCGGAAGAUCGUUCGCCCCACAGACGUGCCGGACUCCGGCCUGAUAUGCGACCUGCUGUGGUCAGAUCCUGACAGGGACUACGUCGGCUGGGCUGAGAACGACCGUGGCGUCUCCUAUGUGUUUGGGACCGACGUCGUUGCGGCUUUCCUCAAGCGAUACAACCUUGACCUCGUCUGCCGAGCCCACCAAGUGGUUGAAGACGGGUACGAGUUUUUCGGCAAGAGAAACCUCGUCACCUUAUUCAGCGCCCCGAACUAUUGUGGCGAGUUCGACAAUGCGGGGGCCAUGAUGACUUUGGAUGAGACGCUGAUGUGCAAGUUCAUCGUCCUGAAGCCGCUUGGCAAACUCUGGAAAGUGGGUGGUGAGGAUAGCAACAGAUAG
Messenger RNA from Symbiodinium sp. CCMP2456, 930 nucleotides. Lineage: Eukaryota; Dinophyceae; Suessiales; Symbiodiniaceae. The record is from the annotation of a GenBank genome assembly.